AUGCAGCCCUACUCGCCCACUUCUCCAUCGUCCCUAUCUCUAAAGGACUUGAUAUCUCUCUACUCCACCCACUUGACCACCUCCGACAUAGGAAUUCUCAACGAUCCUCCGUAUAAACUGACGAUCUCCCUCGACAUGCUUCUCCCCAAUAGUAACUGUCGAGCAGUUCGCUCUCCUCCUCGUCCCCAAAACCCGUGGAUUCUGUUUCGCAAAGACUUCGAGGCGAGGUACAGAAAGCAUUCUCCAACCACUCCUGCGAGAAAGAUAUCAUCAUUCGCAAGUGAAGCAUGGAAGACGGGCGGGAGAGACGUUGCAAAAUUCUUUGAAGUAUUGGCGAAGGUGGCAGCGGUUAGACACCAAAUGAUAUACCCAGCAUACAAGUUCUCGCCAAAGAAGACCUCGCCAAAGGAAAGAGAAUGGGUAUUCAAACCAGACCCAAGAAGUGCUAGUGCUCAGUGUGAAGUAAUGGAGGAAGACGACGACAGGAAGGUGGGUGAAGUGAGUGAAAGCAUGAAACUUGAUGCGGAAAAAGGAAUCGGUGUUGAGGAGAGAAUAGACGCAGAAGAGAGAAUAAGAAUAGAAUUAGAAAAGGUAGACGAAUUAAGAGUAGAAUACUUACAACAAGAGAGCGAAACGAGUCCAGAAAUGGAAGAAUGCAAAGUGGGAACAGCAUUUUCCACAGACUUUCUUCCGACACCGCAGUCGGAUUUGCUUCCUGCGCCAGUCUCAGAUGUGACGAUCAUGUCCCCUGAUCCAUUCCAUCGAUUCGGCUCUCCUGACACGACGUUUGACACGACAGCGUAUCCUCAGCUCUUGUCCAACAAUGAUAAUUAUGUGCUCUUCAUCAAUCAAGAUGUCAGUGAAAUAUGUAACAGUGAUCUAAUGAAUAUCGAUAAGUUUGGUUUCCCUUUUAAUCGUCAUGGAAUUUGUGUAAGCAAUGAUAUGAUUGACAAUGGUAUUGAUGGGGUGGGGGAUGGUGUGGGAAGUGAUGUAGUUGAUAGUGGUGUGAAUGCAUGUGAUUUUACCAAUGAGUUUGUGCAGUAUGGUUUGCCAAACAUAUCUGCGUUAUUAUACGAACAGAUUGAAAUGGAAUACUUUGACUUUGAACUAUAUGAACAAGAGACUUCUGCAAUUGAUUCACCACUUUCGUGUUCGCUUGCUCAACUGUCUGCUCCGCCACCUGGUGUGGGUUCCGCAUACUAUGGAACCAGGUUUUGCAGCGAAUUUCACGAGAGUGAAAUAGCAGAAAAGCAACAACCGCAGUCUCAGUUGGAUCAAUACCAAUUGCAACAGCAGCAGCUGGAAAAGCAACUGGAUCCUCAACUGGACUACUUUCAACAGUGUCUCCAAAGUCAAUCUCUGUCAAGCUAA
Molecule: messenger RNA, 1371 nt
Organism: Paraglomus brasilianum
Lineage: Eukaryota; Fungi; Glomeromycota; Glomeromycetes; Paraglomerales; Paraglomeraceae
Source: the annotation of a GenBank genome assembly